Molecule: messenger RNA, 1395 nt
Organism: Pistacia vera
Lineage: Eukaryota; Viridiplantae; Streptophyta; Magnoliopsida; Sapindales; Anacardiaceae
Exons: 4
Coding region: 1-1395 (464 amino acids)
Source: RefSeq, a predicted model, not a curated record
AUGAAAAAUCAUCUUGCUGGAACCCAUAUCCAAGUUAAGCCAUGUAGUCAAGUUCUCGAAGAUGUUAAGAUGAAAUUUCAAGAGUUGUUGGUAGCAAAGAAAGUUAAUAAGGAUGAUGAUGAUGAUAUGGUUGACAUUUUUAAACAGCAAGAUGUUAAUCCAAAUACGGUGGGAGAUUAUGGAAGGGGAUUGAAACCUCCUACUUAUCAUGAAGCAAGAGUUUCUUAUUUGAAGAGAGAGGUUGAUCUUGUGGGAGAAAAACUUGGAAAGUAUAAAAAUGAGUGGAAAAAGAAUGGUUGCACAUUAAUGUCAGAUGGGUGGACGGAUGGAAAUGGUAGAUCACUGACUAACUUUCUUGUCAAUAGUCCAAGUGGGACAGUUUUUUUGAAAUCUAUUGAUACCUCCGAAUUUAUAAAAAAUGCUCAAAAAAUGUUUGAGUUACUUGAUAGUGUUGUGGAGGAGAUAGGAGAAGAGCAUGUUGUACAAGUGGUAACUGACGGAGCAUCCAAUUAUGUAGCUGCCGGUAGAAUGUUAGAAGAGAAAAGGAGAAAGCUAUUUUGGUCUCCUUGUGCGGCUCAUUGUCUUGACUUGAUUCUUGAGGAUAUUGGAAAGAUUGCGGUAUUCUAUGACACCAUUGCAAAAGCCAAGCAAGUCACAAGUUUCAUUUAUAGGCAUACAUGGGUGCUUAAUUUAUAUAGAAAAUUUUCAAAGGAUAAAGAGCUAGCAAGACCGGCAGUAACAAGAUUUGCAACAUCUUUUCUCACAUUGAGUUGCAUUAUGGAUAGUAAACUAGCUCUUAGGUCCAUGUUUGCAUCAGAAGAAUGGGCAAAUAGUACACAUGCUACUACAAUUAAGGGGAAAAAAGUGGUGGAUAUUAUCUUGAGUGAUACAAGAUUUUGGAAAUCCAUCCAAUUUGCCUUGAAAUGUGUGGAUCCACUAGUGGAGGUUUUGAGGCUUGUAGAUGGUGAUGCGAAACCAGCAAUAGGAUACAUCUAUGAAGCCAUGAGAAGAGCAAAGAAUCAAAUUGCAAAGAAUUUCAACAAUGUGGAGCAUCGAUAUAGAGAAUUAUGGAAGAUAAUUGACACUCGUUGGGAUUUUCAACUUCAUAGGCCACUUCAUGCAGCGGCAUACUACCUUAAUCCUAAGCAAGUGUACCAUUAUGAUCCAAACUUCAAUCCAGACAAAGAAGUUAAAAUUGGAUUGUACAAGGUAAUUGAGAAGAUGUAUCCAGAUGUGGAAACAAGAGUUGAAGUUGAUGCUCAAUUUGACAAGUUUAAAAGAGGAGUAAGAUUAUUUGAAAUGGAUAUGGCCAUAAUAACAAGAGACAAAAACAACCGGCUUUAUGGUGGGACAGCUAUUGAGAAGAGUGCAAAGAGUUGCAAACACUUGCCAUAA